CACCGGGACAGGGACAGGGACAGGGACCGGCACCGGGACCGGCACCGGCAGCGCCAGGUGGCAGCCGUCGGGGGACCACCACCGAGCGCCGUCCCCUGUCCCCCCAUCCCCUGUCCCCUGUCCCCUGUCCCCUGUCCCCCGCGGGCCAUGCAGGCUGUGCCACCGCCCGCGCCCGCCGUCACCAUGCACCAGGGCUACGCGGCCGUGCUGUGUGUCCUGGCCGUGCUGAGGCUGGAGGCCGCCGCGCUGGGCGAGUGCGAGCUGGCGCGGCUCCUGCGGGACCAGCUGGGCUACGAGAAGCGCCUGCAGUACACGAAGCACUACUUCCCCGUCGGGUACACGCUGCGGGUGCAGUACGAGGAGGUGCUGAGGCCGGCCAACAUCACCCGGCUGCGCGCGGGGGCGGCCUCGGAGGCCUCUCUGCGCUACCUCUGGUUCCACGUCAGCGCCCAGGCCGUGCGGCGGCUCCACCAGGUGCUCCCGGAGCAGCACCCGUCAUGGCCCUACACCCGCGGCCUGGGCCGGCUGCUGGACGCGCUGGGCACGGAGCACUACGGGCACUACCGGCAGAGUGAGGUGACGGCAGCAGUGGCCGAGCUGGUGCAGCGGCUGCACAGCGGCGAGCGGCGCCCCAAGGCCGUGCGCCCCAAGGCGCUGCUGGACAACUGCCUGCGGGUGCUGCGGAUGCUCUUCCAGGCUCCCUGUCAGUGGGGAGCCACGGAGAGCGGCGGCGAGGAGGGGAGCAGAGGAGGAGGAGGAGGAGGAGGAGGGUGAAGGGCGCGCCGGGGGGGCUCUUCGGGCAUUUCGUGUUCUUUUUUAUUUUUCUAGUCUGAUUUUUUUUUCUUUUA
Anas platyrhynchos (mallard) is the source of this 848-nucleotide messenger RNA. The record is from RefSeq and is a predicted model, not a curated record. Lineage: Eukaryota; Metazoa; Chordata; Aves; Anseriformes; Anatidae.